Molecule: messenger RNA, 934 nt
Organism: Paecilomyces variotii
Lineage: Eukaryota; Fungi; Ascomycota; Eurotiomycetes; Eurotiales; Thermoascaceae
Product: 30 kDa heat shock protein
Exons: 1
Coding region: 68-607 (179 amino acids)
Biological process (GO): response to hydrogen peroxide; response to salt stress; response to heat
Source: RefSeq, a predicted model, not a curated record
AAAACAACAAAACCGCCUUUGAAGCUUUUAACAAAGUUUCAAUCAUCCAAACAAACCAACCAUCAAAAUGUCGCUCUUCCCACGAUUCCCAGCUGGUGACUUCGCUCCUCUCUUCCGUCUUCUCGACGACUACGAUGUCCACCGCGCGACUCGCGCCAACCCUCAGCUGCGCGGCUUCGCGCCCAAGUUCGACGUCCGUGAGACCAAGGACGCCUACCACCUCGACGGCGAGCUCCCUGGUAUCAGCCAGAAGGACAUCGACAUUGAGUUCAGCGACCCGCAGACCCUGGUGAUCAAGGGCCGCACCGAGCGCGAGUACCACUCUCCUGAGCCUGGUGAGGAGGGCCAGGCUCAGGGCCAGCAGCAGGGCCAGGGCCAGGGCCAGGAAGUCACCAAGACCGGUGACAAGCAGGUCUCCAAGGCCGACCAGCCCAAGGCCAAGUACUGGGUCAGCGAGCGCUCCAUUGGAGAAUUCCACCGUACCUUCUCCUUCCCGACUCGUGUCGACCAGGACAACGUCAAGGCCAGCCUGAAGAACGGUAUCCUUUCCGUUGUCGUUCCCAAGGCUUCUGCUCCUUCGGCCAAGAAGAUCACCAUCUCGGAGUAAACGCAUUCCGCUAUCACUACUCCUUCUCGACGGUCAUCCUUCCAUGAUCCAAUCUUCCUCUAGUUUCUGAAACCGACAUCCUUUCUUAUCCCCUCUGCAACUCUCGGGCAUGACUGUCGAUCGAAUCAACUUCAUCAAGCAACGUUCUUCGAGCAUGACGAAUACGACCUAAUAUUUCUCCUUCUUUCAAAGGUUGACGAUGGCAGUGGAAGUGGCAUGGUGUUGCAUGAAGAUCUCUCCUUUUGCAAGUGACGACGUUACGACUAUGUUAAUUAAUCGCAUAAUUUGAAUUUAAUACAUUAUUCAAGUUCAUAUUAUUUUCCCAAU